UAUUGCAAAACCAGGCCUCCUAGACUUCCAACAACGCGAACAUCAGUUCUGAGCUCGCGAACUACGUUCCUUGCGCUCGAACCACGAUUCUCAUGUCGCAAACGAGAAUUCUUUAGUCGCGCACCACCAUUUCCUCGGUCCCGAACAUAUUUCUCCACUCGCGAACAGAAAUCAACUGUCAGAACAAACAUAAGGACAACUGGCAUUGGCCAUGGACAAUGCCAUGAUCCCCAUCAAACCCUACACAGAUACUAUACAACGGUACUAGAAAAAGAAGAAGGUAAAUUAAAUAAACAGUUGAAGGAUGCUGUGAAAGAAGACCUAGUCCGCUUUCAUAUUGCUGUUGACUUGUACAAUGCUUCACAAUCCAGAAGAACUGUUCCAACGGAUGACUCACAGUGCUACCCAUAA
This is a messenger RNA of Owenia fusiformis, 411 nucleotides long. Lineage: Eukaryota; Metazoa; Annelida; Polychaeta; Sabellida; Oweniidae. The record is from the annotation of a GenBank genome assembly.